AUGCAUAGGUUUUCUAUCGAACAAUUCGCACACUUGCGCUUUCAAUCACAGUCAUUUCAUAUUGUUCCUCCCCCACCACCUCUUUCCAUCCAUAUUCGCCCUCUUUCUUUCUCUUCCCCUUGCUCAUAUUUUUGCCUGUCUCUCACUUUUGUUGUCUUUCUCUUUCUUUCUUUCUUUCUUUCUUUCUUUCUUUCUCUCUCUCUCUCUCUCUCUCUCUCUCUCUCUCUCUCACACACACAUACACACUUUUGGAUUCUACCUCUUUAUCUCUUUUCUUUCUUUUUAAUCUUCACUCUCAUUCUUUUUAAACUAUUUUAUUUCUUCUUCUUCUCUCCCUUUUCUAUCACAUGCUCAUUGUCAUUCUCUCUCUCUCUCUCUCUCUCUCUUUAUCGAAAUCUCUGCUUCUCUUCAUCUCUCUUUCACGACUCUACAAUUAACAUUUCCUCUCUCUCUCUUUCUCUCUCUCUCUUUCUCUCUCUCUCUCUCUCUAUCGUUUUCCCAUUAGACCUCUCUUAUUAUCUCUUUGUCAUUGUAACUGUAGUAAAAGUUUCUCUCUCCCUCUCUCUCUACCUCACUGUAACUCACUUUUCUCCUCCUUUAUCUCUCACACGUGUGAUCACAUUUUCUCUCUCCCCCUCUAUCUCUCUUUCUAUUUCUCCCUUUCUCUCUCUCCCCUCUCCUUCUCUUUCACUCCCUAUUCUUCUCACCCCCCUCUCUCUGUUUCUCUCCCUGUCUGUUUCUCUCACACUCUCUUUUUCUCUCUCCCCUCUCUAUAUACUCUCUCUACCCUUCGCUUUCUUUCUUCCCUUUUUCUCCAUUUUAAUUCUCUCUCCCUCACUCUCUCCUCUCCAUAUAUCCUUUUUUCUUUUCCCCUUUCCUCAUUUCAUUCUCUCCCCAUUUCUCUCCCCCGAUACUUCAUGA
Acanthosepion pharaonis is the source of this 921-nucleotide messenger RNA. The record is from the annotation of a GenBank genome assembly. Lineage: Eukaryota; Metazoa; Mollusca; Cephalopoda; Sepiida; Sepiidae.